GGAAAAGAAAAAGAAAAGCGUAAGUGAUAUGCCACCCUAAGCUUAAGAUUCCUUAUAUUUUGCUGCAUCUGCACUGUGUGUGUUGCUUUCUUGUGCAUUCUGCUCUAAAUUGAGAAGAAGAGAGGGAUCCUGCUUAUCCAACACAAAUUCAAAUGUUUUCUUCGAAUUCUAUGGCAGUAAGAAAAUGGUGGACGUGGAAUGCUGAUUAUGAGGAGGAGAAGGAACAGAGGAGAUGCGAUUCCCAAUCGGCAGACAUCACUCUGUUUCCACAAGAUAAAGAUGAGUUUUCACAGGAGGAGGAGGAGGAGGAAGAGGGGCAGAGGGAGGAGUUUACAAUUGUCGAAGAUGUAGACAAUGAAACCCUGUACUUCACUCCAUCUCCAUCACUUCUGAGUUACACUAGUUGUCCAUCAAGCCUAGAUACGGAUUCAGGUGAGGGGGAACACCAAUUCUCUUGCAAUGACAGUAAUGAUGAAGAAGAAGAUGGAGUUCCUUAUUGUUAUGAGUCGAGUGUUACUCCGCAAUCACAAGAAUAUAUGGAGGAGAGUACCAUGGAGCAUCGUGUUACAAGGAUAGAAAAUGAAAAUGAAAAUUUGGACAAGGAAAAUGAUACUGAAUUUGGCACUAGUAAGGGAGAAUUGAAAGUAGAAGAACGGAAAUUGGACAUCGACAUCUUUAAUAAUGUGUUGAUUUUCGAGCCUCCCGAGGCGGAACGAGAGUACCAGGACAAGGAGGGGGAGGAUGAGGAGGAGGGAUUGCCACGCUCAUCAACAGACUUGCUCAGCUUUAGCUCUAGCUCUAGUAGCACAAAGGAUAAUGAGAAGGAGACAGGGAUGGUGAGUGAGGAAGACAGAAUGAGAAACUCUAUUCAAUCAGUGGUAGAUGGGCAGUUUAGGUCUCUGGUAGGAAAACUUAUAGCUGCAGAUAAUUUGAAUGCUGAGAGGUGGAAAGAAAUAAUUUGUUCAUUGUCAUGGGAAGCCGCUUCGCUUAUUAAGUUAGAUGCUUCAAAGGAAGGAAAAGCAAUGGACCCUCGAGGCUAUGUCAAAGUCAAGUGUAUAGCAUGUGGCCACCACACUGAAAGCGAGAUAAUUAAAGGAGCGGUUUUCAAGAAGAAUGUAGCACACAAGCACAUGCCCACAAGAUAUAAGAAUCCUAGGUUGCUGCUGCUGGGAGGGGCUCUUGAAUAUGAUGGGCCUUCAAGCCAGCUCUCAUCCUUCGAUAAUUUGCUGCAACAGGAGAAUGAUUUUUUUCAUAUGAUCCUUGGGAAAAUUGAAGCUCAUCGUCCUAAUGUAGUGUUGGUAGAAAAGACUGUUUCCCGUCCUGCCCAAGAAUUCUUUUUGGCCAAGGAAAUAUCAUUGGUGUCAGAUUUCAAUAAAUCACGCUUAGAGUACAUUGCGCAAUGUACUGGUGCACAGAUUGUUUCAUCUCUAAACAAUCUUUCUGUAACAAAUGUAAUGCACUGCGAGCAUUUUCAUAUUGAAAAAUUUGUUGAGGAGCAUGGCAGUACUGGCAACGUUGCUAUAAAGUUAACCAAACACUUGAUGUUCUUUGAGGGUUGUCCAAAGUCUUUGGGUUGUACGAUUUUGCUAAAAGGGGCCAGUGGAGAUGAGCUGAAAAAAGUUAAACGUGUUGUUCAGCAUGCAGUUUUUGCAGCAAACCAUUUGGUUCUUGAGACAUCCUUCCUUACAGAUGAAAGGGCCAGGUUUCUUGAAACUCCCUCUCAUUCUGCAGCAAUUGUUGGCAAACCAAGCAGACAAAUGCAUUCAGAAACAUCCAUUUGUACAAUACAUGGUUUUGCAGUUCCUGUUCUACAUAAAGCACAUGCAGGAGAAUUUAAAGAACAUAACAAAGAUAAAAGUCUCGCCAUUUCUCCUCAUCUUUCAAGAGAUUAUUUGAACAAAAUUGAGCAAGAUUCUGAACCCACUAUUUCUACUGGACCUUUACAGAUAAAAGAAUGUGUUAGCAUGCCUAGUUGCAGGGAUGUUUGUCCAACAAAUGAGGUGAUGCUUCAAAAAUCUAUAAAUGCAGCUUAUCGUGGGGUUUUGUUGUCACCUGUAUCUUCAUCUCCUUUAAUGUCUGGGUUAUCUGCCUCUUUAAAAUGGGCCUUUGGGGAAGCUUUCCCACUUACUGAUAGAAGCUCAUAUGCAGCAAUUACUUCUUAUUUGGGCAUGAAGGAUUCAGAAUCUAACAAUUGCACUACAGGUGAUGUAUCCACAUUUUCUGAUACUUCUGGAACUGAUGAUUGUAGAAAGAUCUCUGAAGAAUCACCUGGUAAAGUGCAGUCAAAGAAUGAAGGAAUAACUGAUAUUCGGAAUGAUUUUGACUCCUUAGAUUCUGAGCCAAAAAUCGAAUCCAAGAACAAAGAUUGUACUCAUUAUGAAGGAGGAAUCUCUAAAGAAGGCUUAACAACUUCUCUUUCUUUACAUCAGAGUAUUCUGGUUUCUUUUUCCAGCCACUGUCUUUUGAAGGGAACUGUGUGUGAAUGUAGCCAUGUCUCUCGUAUCAACUACUAUGGAAGUUCUGACAAGCCUCUUGAAAGGUUCAUGAAGGAUAGAUUAUUUGUCCAGAGUUCUCGCUGCCAUGCUUGUGAUCAACCUCCAACUGCUCAUGCUUAUUUUUAUACACAUCGGCAGGGAAAGCUUACAAUAUCUGUUCAACAGCUUCAUUCUGAUUUUAUUUUACCCAGUGUAGGGGAAGGGAAAAUAUGGAUGUGGCAUCGUUGUCUGAGAUGUGAAUGGAAAGAUGGAAUUCCACAGGGAAACAGGAGAGUAGUGAUGUCUGAUGGAGCUUCAGUUCUCUCCUAUGGAAAAUUUUUAGAGCUUAUUUUCUUAAAUCAUAUUGAAGCACAUAUUGCAAGUUGUGGACAUUGCUUGCAAAGAGACUGCCUUCAAUUUUACGGGUUGGGCAAUCUGGUAGCAUGUUUCCAUUAUUCUGCCAUCAAUGUUUUUGGGGUUUGUUUGCCUUCUAAAAUAAUGUUCAACCACUCAAACCAGCAAGAAUGGCUCGGAAAGAAAGUGGCAGAGGUUGCAGAAGAGGGGUCAAACUUCUUUUCAGAGAUUUUGCGUUUGAUUCACGGGAUUAAAUGCAAUGUUACUGGUGGGUUGAGAGAUCUUUCAAAAAUUGAAGGAAUGCUACAGGAAGAGAGGCAAGAAUUCAAGGACUCAUUGCAAAAGGCUAUAACUAAAAACUGGCAGCCAGGUCAACCAGCUGCUGAUAUUUUGGAGCUCAAUUGUUUAAGACGGAAACUUCUUUUUGAAUCUUAUGUAUGGGAGUGCCGUUUCAGUCAGUUGCUUUCAUCAGUUGAAGUUGAAAGAUCUUUGAUAAGUUCUGUUAUUAAACCACAAGAUCUCGAUAGCUCUGUGGAGAAGCAAACCGGGAGUAAUGAAAAAAUAGGGAGUCACAUGGCCAAUAAUCAUGAUGGGAGUGUCAGUGGCUUCAAUUUAUCUUCUAUGCAUGGUGAUGGCCAUGGGGUAAAUAGUGAAUGUACUGGCACUAAAGAGACAAAACUUGGCUGUGAGAAAGUGAUUGCUGAUGAAAUUGUCCAGUCCCUUAACAUUCCUUGCAGUCUACAGGAUGUAAAUUUGGUGGACCAACUGACAGAGGUACCAAAAACAUAUGAUAAGUCUCUGGACUUGAUGGUGGAUGGAAAGCAGCCUAUCAGAAACUUUGAUAUAGCUGGGCAGGAAAUGACAUCUCAGUCUACCAGCAACAAAUGUUCUGCCAGGGACAAUAUUUCAGGAAAUCAAGCUCUUGGUUUAGAGGGUAGAAAGGUUGACUUGAGUCUUUUGGAAGGAAAUUUGCAAUUUCACAGACCACCAUCAGAAGGGAAUUCUUGUGGUGUCUCUGAUCUUUCUGAUACAUUUAAUGCAGCAUGGACUGGUGCUCACUUAUUUGCAUCCCACGCUUUGAAUAAGAUACUGAAUUCUGAGGAAGUCAGCGAACUGCCUUUUGAGAAUUCAGUCCAACAAAGCCUAAUUCAAUCAAUUGUUAACAUUGAGUCUUGUGACUCUAAUUUGAACAUGCAAGAUAAGGAUGUUUUAAAGCCAAGUACAAGCACACCUUCAUUGCCUGUCAAAUCUUUUAAUGAACUAAAAGACUUCAAAAACUUAAUUUGGCAUCCAUUUUCAUGCUUGUAUGUUGUUUUAAGCAAGGCUUCUCAAGAGUUUCUCUAUAAGUUGAUCAGUCAAUACACCCCAGUGUUAGUAAACUCGGCUUUUACACUGCUCAAUCAAGGUGCAGCCAGGUUACUCCUACCUUCUGGCAUUAAUAAUAUUGUAAUUCCUGUUUAUGAUGAUGAACCAACAAGCCUAAUAGCUUAUGCUCUUUCAUCUAAACAAUACUGGGCCCAGAUUUCAGAUAACACAUUGGAAGAGAAGCAGAGAGACAAACAUGAGGACAUUCAGAGAGAAAUCAUAGAUUCAAUUGGUACUGAUAGAGUUGUUUCUCGAUUACAUAAAAACAUUGAUCUUUCGUCAGAGGUGUCUGAAUUUGAUUAUGAAGGUAGAAGUAAUUCCUCUGAGAAUGCUUCUACUUCUGGUUCACAUGGGACUGCAGAUUCAGAACCAUUGCUACAUACAAAGGUCACACAUGCAGAAAUUAGUUUUAGCGAUGUAUGUCAACUUGGAAAGGUGAAGUACUCAGUAAUUUGUUAUCAUGCAAAAAACUUUAGUGCUCUUAGAAAAAUAUGUUGUCUAACAGAGAUAGACUUUAUAUGUUCUUUGAGUCGUUGUAAAAAAUGGGUAGCACAAGGUGGAAAGAGCAAAGUUUUUUUUGCCAAAACUUUAGAUGAUAGAUUUAUUAUCAAGCAGCUCACCAAGACAGAAUUGGAGUCCUUUUUGAAGUUUGCCCCAGAAUAUUUCAAACAUCUUACGAACUCUCUAAGCACAGGAAGCCCCACUUGUCUUGCAAAAGUACUUGGAGUCUAUCAGGUUAGUAUAAAGCAGUCCAAAGGCAGCAAAGAUGGAAAAAUGGAUCUUAUGGUGAUGGAAAACCUUUUCUUUGGGAGAUCUGUAACAAGGAUUUAUGACCUUAAAGGUUCUCUUCGCAACCGCUACAAUCCAGAAUCCAGUGGAGUUCUUCUAGACCAGAAUUUAAUUGAAGCAAUGCUAUCUUCUCCAAUCUUUGUUGGGAACAAGGCGAAGCACCAUCUGGAGCGAGCUGUUUGGAAUGAUACUUCUUUUCUUAAUUCAAUUAAUGUGAUGGACUAUUCAUUACUUGUUGGAGUUGAUGAAGAGCAACAAGAACUGGUUUUGGGAAUUAUUGAUUUUGUGAGGCAAUAUACGUGGGAUAAGCAUCUUGAAACUUGGGUAAAAGCCUCUGGAAUUCUUGGAGGUCCAAAGAAUGAGUCACCUACUGUUAUUUCUCCAAAGGAAUACAAAAAACGGUUUAGGAAGGCGAUUUCUAACUAUUUUCAGACAGUUCCAGAACCAUGACCUCCUCAUCUUAUUCCUUCACUGAUGAAAUCAGAUGAUAAUAAUAUGAGAAAAAGUAUUGGAGACAAUGUUCGAUAGUAUUGAUUGUGUGAAAAGAAGCAAGAUUGUUUCCCCCUAUCUGUUCCUUUGUGAGUGGUAAAUUGUUUUCUGUAAAUUUCUUUGGAUUAUAUUUUUUCGUUGGUAUUUGAUGUGAGUUGGGUCUGUAAGUUGCCGUGUACCACUAGCUAAUUGAAAUAUGAAUUUUCAUCUAGUUGGUGUAAAUUGAGAUUGUUCAGUGAAUUUCCAUAAUAAAUAUAAUCUUUGUAACUUCCAUUUUCA
Molecule: messenger RNA, 5750 nt
Organism: Cryptomeria japonica (Japanese cedar)
Lineage: Eukaryota; Viridiplantae; Streptophyta; Pinopsida; Cupressales; Cupressaceae
Product: 1-phosphatidylinositol-3-phosphate 5-kinase FAB1A
Exons: 12
Coding region: 153-5432 (1759 amino acids)
Biological process (GO): phosphatidylinositol phosphate biosynthetic process
Cellular component (GO): endosome membrane
Molecular function (GO): ATP binding; 1-phosphatidylinositol-3-phosphate 5-kinase activity
Source: RefSeq, a predicted model, not a curated record